Molecule: messenger RNA, 1893 nt
Organism: Anopheles marshallii
Lineage: Eukaryota; Metazoa; Arthropoda; Insecta; Diptera; Culicidae
Gene: dally
Product: division abnormally delayed protein
Exons: 8
Coding region: 1-1893 (630 amino acids)
Biological process (GO): cell migration; positive regulation of canonical Wnt signaling pathway; regulation of protein localization to membrane
Cellular component (GO): cell surface; plasma membrane; extracellular region
Source: RefSeq, a predicted model, not a curated record
AUGUGCCGAUCGCAUGGAUUACGAAGCUAUAGCCACUGUACACCGAUGUCUACCGCCAUGAUACUGCGCCUUACCGUCGUGUGUCUGGCACUGGCCGUCACCCUAGCCAAUGGAUCCUCGGUACCGUCAACCUGGUCCCGGGUGCACCGGACGGCCCGGGACACUAUGGGCGGUGGUGGUGGUGAGCGGGAACAGCCACCCCACGUCAGCGCGCUCAUGUCCUGCGAGCGUAUCAACAACUUUUUCUCCUCCAUCAAUGUAACCGUCAGCCCGGCAAAUCAAGGAUCCCAGCACGACCAAGGUCCCGUGUGCGGUGGUAUCUGCUGCGAUGCCGAAACGGAACGACAGCUGCAGGCAAAGGCGACGAAAAACUUUGAACGACUAGUCAAACACCACAUCCGAAGCCAACGGGGGCACUGGGAAACGGCGGCUAAUCUGUACAGAGAUUACCUGCUGCACCUGAUGCGACAGUCAGAAAACAAAACGCUCAUCCUCUUCUCGACCGUCUACAGCAAGAUGUCACCACUGUCCCGCGAACCGAUCCGCGAGCUGUACGAAACCAUCCGGCUCAACCUGAUUGCCGACCGGCCCGGGGAUGAUCUCGAGCUGGUGACGGGCAAGUUUUUCCGCAACCUGUUCCCGGUGGCUUACCACCAUGCGAUCCAUUCGGACGUCCUACACGGCACGGAACGGGGCCGAUCAGCCUCGGCGGGUGUGAGCAACCGCGACUUUCACAGUGACUACAAGAACUGUCUAGUCCACACGUACGAUGAACUGAAACCGUUCGGUAUGGUACCGCAGCAACUUUCCAGCUCACUGGUGUCUUCCGUCAGUUCGGCCUCUGUGCUGCUGCGCGCCCUACGGGAAGGUUCCGAGGUGCUGCUUAAGCUGGAAGAGGUCGGUGUAUCGGCACCGAGCUGCCGGAAAGCGCUGCUACGCAUGAACUACUGCGGAAGCUGCAAACGAUACAACCAUCUGCACGCGAAACCGUGCUCCGGCUUGUGUCAGAAUGUGAUGAGGGGCUGCUUGAUUGAGUUUGUCGGUGCGCUGAACAAGGGUUGGUCUACGCUGACGGAAGCGAUCGUUCCACUAAUCGGUACCGUCCGUUCGCAGGACGGUAUCGAGUCAGAGAUCAAAUCCCUCGACGGUAAACUAUCGAACGCCAUCAUGCACGCGAUGGAAAUUGGACCGCAGCUUGAAAAACAGGUGGAACAAGCAUGCGGAGUGCCAUCGAUGAUGCCUUCCGAAUAUCUGGCUGAUGGGUCCUACGACGACACGCCGCAAACGCUUGCCGGCACCAGUAAGUGGAUGCUCGCACCCAUCAGCGAGAUGCUCCAGUUCGAGAUGACGAUCGACAAGAACAAGGAUCUCUUCAUUCAGCUGUCUACGACGCUCUGCGAAGAUGAAGACUACCAUCCGACGGAUGAGGAUUGCUGGACGGGCAGCAGCCUGAGUGACUACACCCAGCAAGUGGUGAUGACAAUCGGCAAUCGGUACAAUCCGGAGGUGAUGUACAACGCGAGCGCCACCGUAUCACCCCACAUGCAGACGUUGGUCGAUCGACUUAUUAAUCUGAAGACGGCCGUUAACAAAGCGUACUCAUCGAACAAUUUUAGGAGUGAUGUCGAUAAGAUGCAGUCCGAUAUGGCGGAAGGUUCAGGUGAUUCCUAUCCCUCCGAUGAUGAUGAGGAUGGAGAUCUGGCCUCAGGAUCCGGAGAUGAUGUCAGUCCACGCACUAUAUUCAGAGAUUCCGGCCAUGUUACGCCCAACUUUAACGAAAUCAGCUCUUCGAAACGAAUCUCGGCCAGCUCCUGCUGGAGUUUGCUCUCCGUGUCCACGUUCGUCCUGUCCCUGCCACUGCUAUUGCUGAACGAUCGAUUCAGCAGGCACUGA